CGAAUUCCUCGUCGAGGCGGGCCCUCGAGCAACCCAGGGGUACGAUCGAGCAGUUGGUGCGUUGCGCUCGAGAGAUGCAGCUUGCGAGAAGCAGUGGUCUCAUCGAGCAACAUUCCCCAUUUCGCCCUCACGACGGAGUGGUCGAGCGAUUGAGCAGCGGAAAUGGGGCGGGGAAAUCCUGCCGAGGCUGGGAAGCCCGAAUAUUUGUUCCAAUGUCCGGAUCAGUUUUUCAAGUCAGCUGCUCUGCAUAAGGAGGGAAUGAGCUUGAAGGCAAUUCGGGAGGAUGCCGGUGAUGCGAAGGCAGCUGAAUUGGGGCAAGAGCUGGCCGGGCUUUCUGUCGCAAACAGGGACGAACAAACUCAGGAUGAUGCUGGAGACCAGAAUGCGAGUCAAUCCGGAGACGCUGGAGAUGAUUCCUUAACUAGAUUCACCUGCAAUAGAUGCAGAUUUUUAUUCCAGACCUGGGAUGAGCAACGCGCCCAUUUCAAGUCUGAUCUUCAUCGCUUUAACGUGAAGCGACGGUCUCGUGGCAAGGAGCCCAUCAGUGAAGACGAUUUCACUAAAGUUGCAGAAGGAGGAUCGAAAGGCGACAUUGACGAUGUUUCAAGUAUAUCUGGAUCUGAUUCGGAGUCGGAUGACCCAAACAGCACAGACGGUUUCAGGCGCAAUACUCAUAAAACCAAUCGCAUCCACUUCGUCUUACAGGACUCAGGACAAUCAUUCUCCCUCUGGCGGGUACUUGCUUUAAGUGAGCGAGAGUACUUGCAAACUGAGAGAUGUUACGCAGAAGAGCAUAACGAUGUACUUUACGUAUCUGAAGACAACCUUUUGCUAAGACUUAAGUCUUUGGUACCUCCUACAUUGAGGAUUGAAGACAAUGCAGUACCUAAACAUAUCUGGGUUGUUCUAUUAUCUGCUGGAGGGCACUUUGCUGGUGUUGUUAUGAAUAUGCAAGGAGGUGGAGUUCUUGCUCAUCACACUUUUCACAGAUAUGUCGUGAGAGCGAAAGCAGGAGGCAGGCAAUCCACUCGUGAUGCGACUGGCCGCGCUCCAAAGUCAGCGGGUGCAUCCCUUCGAAGAUACAACGAAAUGGCUUUGCAAAAAGAAAUUCGGGAUCUAUUGGCUUCUUGGGGUGAUUACCUGCGGUCUGCAUCUCACAUAUUCGUCUAUGCUCCGUCUGCAAACGGGCAAGCUCUUUUCGGAGGAGAAAAUGCACCUCUGAAUCGCAAUGAUUUACGACUUCGGCGAAUCCCGUUCACUACGCGUAGACCUACGUUUAAAGAAGCUCAACGGGUUUUCCGUGUACUGGCAUCAAUCACAUAUGAGGAGGAGAGUCCAACUUCCAUUGAGACUCCCAUUGCGAUGGUGGAUGGCAGUGCAGGAGCAAAGAAGGAAGCGAAACUUAGUGUUAAGAAGUCUGAUGCAGGACAGGGUAGUGCAGACAGUAGUGGUCAAUCGACUGCCCAGAACCCUGCAGAUGGUGCGGGCUCCAGUGGUUCUGAGGUGCCGGCACUCAACCCGAGCACUCCUCUCCAUGAGGCAGCCAAGUCUGGAAACUGUGAGGAGGUGCUGAGACUCUUAGAAGAUGGUAUGGAUCCCUGUGCCCGCGAUGGAAGAGACAGGACACCAUAUUCUCUAGCAGGAGACAAGGAGACGAGAAACGUGUUCCGGAGGUAUAUGGCCAGAUUCCCAGAUCAGUGGGAUUGGCAUGCUGCUAAUGUACCAAGUGCUUUGACUGAGGAGAUGGAGUUGGCACAAGCAGCUAGAGAGGCUGAAAAGAAGGCAAAGCGGAAGGAGAUCGAGAAGGAGAGAAAGAAAUUGAGGAAAGAGCAUGACAGGAAGAAAGAGGCUGAGAAAAAAGCAGCGGAAUUAGCGGCUGCAGCCGUGGCCAGUGUGCGUGGCACCAGUCAAGUUAAGUCUUUCACGAAAACGCCAGCCCCGGAUACCAAGUCAGCUGCCUAUCAAGCGGCCGUAGCAAAGGCACAGGCUGCAGAAAGAGAUGCAAGAGCAGCUGCGGCUGAGGCUAGGAUGCGGGCUCUGAUUGCAGCCAAUAACGCCACAGAUGGGCAGUCUACCUCGACGCCUUCAAGGGCGUCAGGCAGCUCGAGUGGUGGAGCUAAGGGGUGCUCAUGUUGUGGGGCCUCGCUAGUAGGUAAGACACCAUUUUAUAAGUUUUCAUACUCGUACUGUAGCACAACAUGCGUUCAAGUACAUAGGAAAUACCUGGAAAAUGAAGGUCAAUGACACAAUUUUUUAUCCUGAAUCACGCUUAGUUCUGGUGCUCGAGGGCGAUCUCGUUCUGAAGGUGCUUUUAGCAGCAGUUGUAGAGCUAUUACCGUUGUGGAUGUUUAUAUUGAGUCAAGUGGAGAAUUUCCAACCUCUUGACUUUCUGGAACAUGAAAAGUUGUUUCGGUUGGGAGCUUCUUUCAUUAUCGCACAAUGAGCACUCAACUCUUGCCAAUCAGUUGAAGACCACCCCUUCUCUCCUAAUGAAGCCCC
Molecule: messenger RNA, 2499 nt
Organism: Marchantia polymorpha subsp. ruderalis
Lineage: Eukaryota; Viridiplantae; Streptophyta; Marchantiopsida; Marchantiales; Marchantiaceae
Source: the annotation of a GenBank genome assembly